Molecule: messenger RNA, 4621 nt
Organism: Ruditapes philippinarum (Manila clam)
Lineage: Eukaryota; Metazoa; Mollusca; Bivalvia; Venerida; Veneridae
Product: E3 ubiquitin-protein ligase CHIP-like
Exons: 7
Coding region: 135-980 (281 amino acids)
Biological process (GO): proteasome-mediated ubiquitin-dependent protein catabolic process; positive regulation of proteolysis; protein quality control for misfolded or incompletely synthesized proteins
Cellular component (GO): Z disc; cytoplasm
Molecular function (GO): ubiquitin protein ligase activity; protein-folding chaperone binding
Source: RefSeq, a predicted model, not a curated record
CACAAAGUAAAAUCUAGAUUAUUAUAAAUUUUAAAUAUUAGAUGAUCCCCGGUAAAAAAUGAUGCUUCUUGAAUAAGCGUCUGACAACUUAGAUUGAAAGGAAAACAAAUAAUAGCGGAAAAAAAGAAUAAAGUAUGACAGACUCUGACUUAAAAGAACAGGGAAAUCGUUUUUUUACCGCAAGGAAAUAUGAUGAGGCCAUUGGAUGCUAUUCAAAAGCCAUUAUUAAAAAUCCAUACACGGCAACAUACUUCACAAACCGAGCACUUUGCUACAUAAAACAGAAACACUGGGAGAAUGCAGUACAGGAUUGUCGUAGAGCUUUAGAACUGGAUAAAACCCUGGUCAAAGGUCACUACUUUAUGGGACUUGCUCUUACAGAACAAAAUCACCAUGAUGAGGCUAUAGCUUGCCUAAAACGAGCAAAUGAACUAGCUAAAGAUUCAAGAAAGAAUUUUGGAGAUGAUAUAACUAGUGCUCUAAGACUUGCCAAGAGAAAAAGAUGGAGUCAGUUAGAAGAUAAACGUAUACAGCAGGAAAUAGAUCUACAGUCAUAUUUAAACAAAUUGAUUAGGGAUGAUAUUGAAAGAAGGAAAGAUAAAUUGAUAGAGAAUGCAGGAGAAAAUAAACUGUCAGAUUCAGACUGUGAUAAACAAAUUAGAGUGUUAGAGGAGGAACAGGAUAAACAUAUGGCAGAACUCAAUGAUUUAUUCGGUCAAGUUGAUGAAAGAAGACAAAAACGAGAUGUACCAGACUGUAUGUGUGGUAGAAUCAGUUUUGAGUUAAUGAGAGAUCCUGUGAUAACACCUAGUGGAAUUACCUAUGAUAAAAAAGACAUACUUGAACAUUUACAGAGAGUUGGUCAUUUUGAUCCUGUGACAAGAACAGAUUUAAAUCAGACUCAAUUAAUACCCAAUUUAUCAAUGAAAGAAGUUAUAGAACAUUAUCUCGAAGAAAAUCCAUGGGCAGAGGAGUUUUAAUUGUGUUAAAUGUAAUCUUGUAUAAAUGGGAAACAUGACCAGAUUGAACUGUUUUAAAUGUUGGCAGUGAGAAUGACUCACCAGUGCUAGCAGCAUUAACUUCUGCCAGCUUUGAAAACAGGAGCAGGCAGUUUCAAAUUUAUGGCUGGGAAAGUCGAGAUAGAAUGACAUCAUGCAAUUUUACAGAUGUAGAAAUCAAAAUAUGUGAAAUUAAAACAACUACGCAUGUAUUCUAGAAUAGUCCUAAAGAUUUAUAAUUACUCCGUGAACAGUUUAGUUUCAAUCUGUUUAACAACAUACCAGUGAUGAUAUCCACAAAAACAUUUCUGAGUAUCAGAUCAGCCCUGUGAUAGUAAACAGAUGAUGCUGAAAGUUGUGCUAGGAAAAUUAAAGGCUAUAUCAAGGUGAAACAGAGCUUCAUGAAAUUGGGUCUAGUGUUUAUAUUACCAUCAAUUUAGCCAACUUGUUUAAAGCUGCAUGCCUCCAGAUGAGCCAAAAUAUUUCAAGAAAAUCAAUUUUGAGUAAAAUGCACUAAACUUUUAAGAAAGGUAAAAAAAGAUCCAAGUUAUAUUUUACAUGUGCAGUUUUAGAAUGAUUUUGCAGUAUUUUAUCACCAUAAUUCUACUGUGUUACUAACGCAGUAAGGGCUGUUAUUGCAUCUAUUAACCACUUUUUGUUGUUUUUGUGGAUUGUAAGUGCUGAUUGCAAUAUGUUUAUUACUUAAUUUGUUCACCUCACAAUAUUUUUCUUUUAAAUACAUUUUCCAAAAUUUACAUGAAAAUUAACAUGAAUCUGGAGGCGUGCUGCUUUAAAGGACAAAAGUAAAGAUUUUAUGUCAGAGGGCUACUGCACAUCAUUCUGCAGUAGAAGGAAGCAUGUUAAGCGUGAGCUCACAGGGGGAGCUAUUAUAUCAGUCUGAGAAAUUCUGCAGAUGUUAAUACAUGAAAAAAAAGCUGCAUUAGACGUAUUCUCAUGUUUUGGUAAUUCCGCAUUUAUUGUCUGUUUCUCUAAUAAAGAAACUAUUUUUUUGUCAUGCCUUCCACAUGCUAUCAAAUGUUAUUUGACUGUUAUGUUUUGAUAAUAAAACUCCUUGGACUGUCAUUACCUUAAGCUAUUUUUACAUGGACCCAAAGAGUCGGGCAUAUUUAAAGUCCUACUACAAUGUCGCAUGCUCAUGUUUGUUUCUCUGUUAAUGUACAACUGCAUGCACAGUUUGAUUCAAGAAUAUGAAUUAAUAUACAUUGUACAUUUAUUAUCUUGAGAGUAAUGCUGGGUCAUUAUGAUACUCUUUGUUUGUUUCUUAUUUUUGGACAGGGUCUCUAAUCUCGACAAAAUAUUUGACAUACACAGAAAAUUGUCUCGUACGUAGAAAAUUGUAUAGGCAACAGGCUGAAUUUUUAUACAUUUGUUCAUUAAGUAAUGAAAUGUCCAUAGCCAGUUUAAAGGGUUUCAAGAUGUUUUAACUUGACAAGAGCAUCUUACAGUAUAGGGUCUCGUCAGGUCUUGUAUUUAUACUUUAAUAGUAAAUUAAGAAUACUAAAAAACCCUUCAGCAAUAUUUUUAGAUUGCAGAAUUCAAACUUUAUAAUAGUAUGCUUCCAUAUUUAAAUCACUAACUAUCCACAGGAUAUUACCUAUGACUUAUCACAACAGGGUGAAAAUAAAAAAAAACAGACAUAAUUAUUAAUUGCAUUAUACAUUCCAAGUUUCACCUAAAUUAUGAAUAUUUAUACUGUAAAAACAUAUUGUUCUUAAUUUGAUUUUUUUGAAAAUUUAUUUUUCUAAUGCAAAGGUGUGCUGCUUUAAAUGCAGAGUAAUUUUAAGAUGAUUUUAGAUGGAGGUAUUGGAUAAACAUUUGAAUGCCAACAGUCGUUUUGCAACUAUUAUAGAUCUAAGUUUGGUACAUAUCUCUUUAGACUAAACAUAUUUGCAUAAUUUUGGAUAUUUCUGAAUUCAAAGCCAGUUAACUCAUGUUCAAUCAAGGUUUAAUCAAUUUAUUAUUUUUGUAGACAUAAACUGCAACAUUUAUUCAAAUAUAUAUUAACAGAUCAUUUCCUCUUGUUCUAAAUUCAAAGAACAGUCAUACCACAAUUUCAGGCAGGGUAAAAGUUAUUUAAUUUUCAUACUUUUUAUAUGCCCGAAAGAAUUUCGGGCAUAUUAUGUUAUACCCCCUGGCGUCCGUACGUCCGUCCGUUAGCAAUUUGGUUUCCGGAGCAUAACUUAAGUUCCAUUUGGCCCACAGUAUUCAAACUUCAUAGGAUGAUUGUCCAUAUUGGGUAGAAGACCCCUAUUGAUUUUGGGGUCACAAGGUCAAAGGUCAAGGUCACUAAGACCUUAAAACUGAAAACAGUUUCCGGAGCAUAACUUAAGUUCCAUUUGGCCCACAGUGUUCAAACUUCAUAGGAUGAUUGUCCAUAUUGGGUACAAGACCCCUAUUGAUUUUGGGGUCACAAGGUCAAAGGUCAAGGUCACUAUGACCUUAAAACUGAAAACAGUUUCCGGAGCAUAACUUAAGUUCCAUUUGGCCCACAGUGUUCAAACUUCAUAGGAUGAUUGUCCAUAUUGGGUAGAAGACCCCUAUUGAUUUUGGGAUCCCAAGGUCAAAGGUCAAGGUCACUAUGACCUUAAAACUGACAACAGUUUCCGGAGCAUAACUUAAGUUUCAUUUGGCCCACAGUGUUCAAACUUCAUAGGAUGAUUGUCCAUAUUGGGUAGAAGACCCCUAUUGAUUUUGGGGUCACAAGGUCAAAGUCACUAUUACUUAGAAAUUGAAAACAGUUUCUUUAGCAUAACUUAAGUUUAAUUUAGCCCACAAUAUUCAAACUUCAUAGGAUGAUUGUCCAUAUUAGGUAGAAGACUCCUAUUGAUUUUGGGGUCACACGGUCAAAGUCACUAUGACCUUAAAACUGAAAACAGUUGUCGGAACAUAACUUAAGUUUCAUUUGGCCCACUAUGUUUAAACUUCAUAGUAUGAUUGUCCAUAUUGGGUAGAAGACCCCUAUUGAUUUGGGGUCACAAGGUCAAAGUCACUAUUACCUUAGAACUGAAGACAGUUUCCGGGGCAUAACUUAAGUUCCAUUUGGACCACAAUAUUGAAACUUCAAAGGAGGAUUAUUUUGUGAAGGAGGUAAUACUUUAUUUAAUUCCCAUGUCUUACAAAUGCUUCAUCUUUACUAAAAAAAAUAAUCACUUUCGGGCAUAUAAUGCUCCGCCUAGCAGUGCUCUUGUUUUAUUAUUUAUCAUUCAUUUCUUUGUAUAUGAUACAAUGUUUGUUUAAUGUUUCUUUUUCUGGGUUUUAACACUUCAAGUUGGUCAUUUUAUUUACUUAAGAAUUUAACUUAUUGUAAAAUGCAUUGUAUAAUCCUGUUAUUAAACCUUUGUAACAUUACAAUUUGUGGUAUCCACGUAUCAGGGUGUGUAAUAUUACACAAUACCCAUAUAUAUUAUAUGAAUGUGCAUCUACAUUUCUGUCUUUAAAAUUUAUUACACACCCAUGAAGUUUCUUCAAUGGCUAGCUCAGCUGUAAACAGAAUACAGUCACAUCUAAUCCAAAAUAUUUGUUUAUAACAUACAUGAGUCAUAUGUAUAAUACUUUCAUUGAAAUGUAUAUUGUUAUUAUUAUCAAUAAAGAUGCCUUUGUGA